UACGUCACUCAUGACGACAUUUUGGGAGGUCGCUGAGGUGUAAACAGGAAGUACUGUAAACCGAACUGACUCAAGUGCGAAGAAAAAACGUACGACCAUCUCUCCAAAUGGUGUCCCUGAUUUGCACUAUACAAGACCACCGAGAUGACGUCAACUGGUGUGCAUUCUCCACACAACUGUUAGCCACAUGUUCGGGCGACAAGACCGUGCGGGUGUACAACACCCAGGACUUCUCCGAACUGGCCUUCUCACCGCUGGAAGGACACGGUUACAGUGUCCACUGCUGUUGCUUCAGCCCCUGCGGACAGUUCCUUGCCUCGUGUUCCACAGAUGCCACCACGCUGGUGUGGUCCAUGGUCACCGGAGAGAUCGAGGCAGUCCUACAGCAUCCCGGUCGCAGCCCCGUUAGAAUCUGUGUGCUCUCUCCGGACUCCACCCAUCUGGUCUCUGGUGCAUCUGAUGGGUCAUUGGCUCUCUGGGAUUUCCCAUUCAAGCAGCUCCGCAGGACCAGCUGCGUGAGUGACACGACAUUGGUGGCGUGCUCGUUCAGCCCGUGCAGCCAGUUGUUUGUCACGGGCUCCACCUACGGCGACCUCCGUGUGUGGGACCUGGAUUUGAACCAGCUCCAUGCAGAGAAGAAUGCUCACGACCUCGGCGUCACCUGCUGCGCCUUUGCUCCCAACAUCCUCAGCGACAGUCAAGUUGUGCAGUUUCAUUUGGCGUCGUGUGGUCAGGACAGUCACGUGAAGAUCUGGGCCAUGAACAAGCUGAGUUCUGGAGCCUUUAGGAUGCAGCUUCUGCACACGUUGACUGGCCAGUCGGCUCCUGUCCUCACAUGUGCAUACUCCUCAGAUGGACAACUGCUUGUCUCAGGCUCUGUGGACAAAACAGUGACCGUCUAUGAUGCAAAAAAUGCUGUGUUGCUUUACACAUUGAAUCAGCAUGAGAGGUAUGUGACGGCGUGUUCCUUCUCUCCAACUUCACCACUAAUUGCCACGGGAUCCAUGGAUAAGACGGUGAACAUCUGGAGAGUGGAAGAUGGAUGCAGUGGGCAUGCUGGGAAACCAAUGCCUGAAGACUCCACUGUGACGGCAUGUCAAGCAUCGACAUCAGCAGGUCGGUCCAAGCUGCUGGUCAGUGAUUGGUCAGAAGAGGAUGUGGCCGUGUGGCUGUUGGAGGAAGGUCUGGAGGGAUUGGUGGACACAUUCAGGAGCAACAACAUUGACGGGAUUGAGCUGCUUGCACUUACCAAAGAUACACUGCUGUCAGAACUGCACAUAGAAUCAGUGGGGCAGCGCAGCAAAUUCCUGAGGAAGGUGGAAGAGUUGAAGAAUGCCUUGGUGUGUUCGGGUGUUCCUGAUGAGUUCCUGUGUCCAAUCACCAGGGAGUUGAUGAGAGAACCAGUCCUCGCUGCUGAUGGCUACUCGUAUGAGAGGGAGGCCAUCACGAUGUGGAUCAACACCAGGAACCGCUCCAGCCCCAUGACCAACCUGCCCUUACUGACAACUCUGCUCACCCCGAAUCACACGCUGAAGAUGGCCAUCGCUAGGUGGAGGACAAACCAUUAAGAAAGUCUCCGCCACCACUGCCACUCCAUCAUUUCAGGUGCGCGAGUAGAAAGACCCAAAAUAUUUCACAUUCCUCAUGGACAACUUCAUUUCAUUAGUGUCGAGUUGUUCUGUGUGGGCAGAUUUAAAUACGCUGUUGUAGUUUGUUCAUUUGAGUGCACUCAUAAUCAUGCAGAACAAACUGAACAUUAACAUGAUGACAUUUUACAUUAUGUAUCAUCACAUUCUCCUCGUAUUGUAUUUCAAAGUGUGAAUAGCUAGCUUUCAUAACACGUGUAUACUUGGUCUUAACGAGAAGUGAGUUGACUAGCCAAAUUUGUACUAACAAGUACACCUAUUGUACCCUUUAACCCUUUCAGGGACAGCGGUGUGAAUAUCUUACCAUGUUUUCAGGUUACAGGGUACAUGAAAGGGUGAAAUUGGUUUAUUGGUCAGUUGGUUUAACGUUUCCCAUCCCUGGUCUAGAUUACUACUCAUGUCUUUUUAUUCCUUUAAACUGCAUUCCAUACAAUAGUGGUUUCUUUCGAAAGCCGUUCACAUAAUCCUAGCACUUGUUUGUACGCUUACAUGCAAACAAAUAGGUACAGAAAUGGUCCCUUUGCCUGUUUGGACCAUUUGUGUACCCUUUGUAACCAUAAACACUAAUGGUAUUUGUACCUAGGGGGUUCUAUUGCGAACGAAUCCUACAGCGUACAUCACUAAACUUGCAGCUUGGCGGACAAAAAAAUGACUCCUACAUUACCGUUUUUGUCUGAGCGUGAACUGAGAAUAAAAUAAUCACCAACUUUAGCUUUUUAAAUCAGGUCAUUUUGAUUACCCUAUUUAGCUCCAUGAAAACUUCAAAUUAUUAGAAGCAGUUUAUUGCAGUGCACUUCUACAACAGUGCAAAUUAAAACCACAAUAAUAAACAUCUUGUUGAUGGUGCUUUGUAUUUUAUUAGCCUUGUAGCCAUUAUUUGUUCUCCUUACACAUUGCAUGAGGACGAUUUCCUGAUCCAGCACACAUAGCUGGACAUUCUUUCAUUUUCUCUUAAUCCAAAUACACCCAGGAAACAUACACCGUGCUGUGAAAGAAGCAUAAAUAAUUAACUACAGUCAUCUUUGUUAAUUUAUUGUACCACAUUUGUGGCCACAUUCUGUAUUCGUAGCAUGAAAAGUGGAUAUGACAACUAUGGACAUAAUUGUAAUAAGACUGGUCUGUAUUUUUAAUUCUUGACUGCUUGUGUUCAGGAAAACCAAUAAACACUUCAUAAGUUG
Hippocampus comes (tiger tail seahorse) is the source of this 2824-nucleotide messenger RNA. It is a transcript of the gene wdsub1, whose product is annotated as WD repeat, sterile alpha motif and U-box domain containing 1. Lineage: Eukaryota; Metazoa; Chordata; Actinopteri; Syngnathiformes; Syngnathidae. Gene Ontology annotation, biological process: protein ubiquitination. Bases 108 to 1568 code for a protein of 486 amino acids. The record is from RefSeq and is a predicted model, not a curated record. The transcript is spliced from 13 exons. Gene Ontology annotation, molecular function: ubiquitin-protein transferase activity; protein binding.